AUGGCAUCCACCACAAUCGCCGCUAGCCAGUUUAAGGUUGUCGCUCUCAGUGGCCUCGUCAGCAGGCAGGAACAAUGCGCUGCUCGCGUGGCGCUCGCUCCGUUGAGUGUGAAGACCCGCACUGCCUCCGUGCAGGCGCAGCCUGUGGAGAGGGCUCAAGUUGUUGUCGCCCGGGCUCAGGCGUCUUUAGCGGAUGUUGCCAAAAAUCAGGCUGAUUCUGCCUCAACCACGAGCACGACGUACCACUUCAUUGUGGCGAACGCCAAGUUCAUGCUGGACGAGGAGGAGCACUUCCAGGAGCAGCUCAAGGAGCGGCUCAGGUGGCUGCACGAGCAGGGUCGCCCGCAGGACUUCUGGCUCGUGUACGAGCCCGAGUUCCUCGCGAGCUUCCCCGAGAUUGCCAAGCGAGUGAACAGGCCUGCGGUGGCUCUUGUCACCACCGACGCUGUUUGGAUGACGUAA
This is a messenger RNA of Closterium sp. Naga37s-1, 462 nucleotides long. The record is from the annotation of a GenBank genome assembly. Lineage: Eukaryota; Viridiplantae; Streptophyta; Zygnematophyceae; Desmidiales; Closteriaceae.